Prunus armeniaca (apricot) is the source of this 222-nucleotide messenger RNA. Lineage: Eukaryota; Viridiplantae; Streptophyta; Magnoliopsida; Rosales; Rosaceae. The record is from the annotation of a GenBank genome assembly.
AUGCCGGGUUGGGGACCGCCGCCGGGAGGACCUCCAGGGCCGGGAGGGCCAUGUGGCUGCUGUGCUUUCUGUUGUGAUGGAAUUUUCAGGCUUUUUUCUUCAUGUUUCUAUCUCUUGUGCUGCUGUUGCAUCCUAGAGAACUGCUGUGGACCUAUGUUUGGUGGGCCACCUGGACCCCCUGGCCCACCUGGCGGGCCCCCUGGACCUCCCCCGCCAUGGUAG